AUGUCGAACCGAAUGUGUUUCGAGGGGCUGGACAGGAGUUUGCGUGACAUCUUGUCUAUAGAUGAUCCCACACUCACUGAUUUACCUUUUGGUGGUCUUGUAGUGGUUUUGGGUGGGGAUCUUAGGCAAAUACUUCCUGUUAUUGAAGGUGGCACUCGACCACAGGUUGUUGCUGCCACUAUUACGAAUUCUCCCCUCUGGGAUUCUGUUACUGUUUUGGAGCUUAACGAAAACAUGCGUUUGGCUGUGCCAGGAGCAAGCGUUCAGCUGCAACGGGAGAUUUCCUUGUUUAGUGAUUGGGUUCUUGACCUUGGUGAGGGAAAACUACCGCCUGCAACAUGUGGUAACGAAGUAGUUCCUAACCUGGUAGACAUUCCAGAUGAUCUUUUGAUCCACACUGAGGGUGACCAUAUAACGACCAUUAUUUCUGCUGUUUAUCCAGAUUUUGCUUCCAACUUCCAAGAUUUUUCGUAUUUACGUCAAAGAGCUGUGCUUUCUCCCACAAAUGACUUGGCUGAACAAAUCAAUAGUCGUGUUUUGGACAUGCUUCCCUGUGAGGGUAGGGAAUAUUUGAGUUCAGACUCGAAAUCUUCUCCUGCUGGGACGAUCAACGAAAAGGACUUGUUCUAUCCUCCUGAGGUCUUGAAUGCGAUUGAAAUUCCUAAUUUCCCUGCCCAUAGGCUAUUUCUUAAAGAAGGUGCCCCUAUUAUGUUACUUAGAAACUUGAGCCAAUCCACUGGACUGUGCAAUGGCACAAGGCUUAUUAUACUUGAGCUUGCUGACCGUGUACUAAAGGCUGUAAUCAUUACUGGGUCACACAUAGGAGAUGUCGUUUACAUUCCAAGGAUCGAGUUAACGACAAAAAAAAAAACUAAAUGGCCAUUUAUUCUGCUGCGGCGGUAG
This is a messenger RNA of Lolium perenne, 903 nucleotides long. RefSeq lists its product as uncharacterized. NCBI's taxonomy places the organism in Eukaryota, Viridiplantae, Streptophyta, Magnoliopsida, Poales, Poaceae. The record is from RefSeq and is a predicted model, not a curated record. Gene Ontology annotation, biological process: telomere maintenance; DNA repair. Gene Ontology annotation, molecular function: DNA helicase activity.